UCGUCUGCCGUACGCGGAUUCAAGCGUCAUAGCGACAAAAACAUCAAGUGCAACAGAACAGAACAGAACAAGUAUGCUACUUAUUUCCAGCACCAGGCUACAGACAGAACUGGGUUUUCUUUGAAAACAUAAAGGACAUUCACCGUGAGCUUGUUAAACGUGUGUCUGGCCGUGAAUCUGAGCGAAGAAGCGCGUAAAGGAGGCGCAGGCCCAGCGAGUGUGUGUGAUGAUGGAGUCAUGGGUGAGAUUCAGCGCGCAGAGUCAAGCUAAAGAGCGCGUGUUCAGGGCGGCCCAGUACGCCUGCACACUGCUGGGCUACACGCUGCAGAGAGGAGGAGCGAGAGCAGAGCUGCUGAACACCAUCAAACAGCUGGAAGCUCACAUGAGCCUGACCAGAAAACUGAUGCGGUUGGGGAACUCGGCUGAAGCGCUGGAAGCAGCCAAACGCAGCGUGCAUCUGUCAGACUGUGUGCUGCGGCUCUGCAUCACAGUGGCCCAUCUCAACAGAGCCAUGUAUUUUGCCUGCGAUAACGUACUGUGGGCCGGCAAAACGGGACUGCUGCCCGAACUGGACCAGAACAAAUGGAGCCAGAGGUCCUUUAGAUACUACUUGUUUGCACUCAUCCUGAAUCUGACCCGAGACGUGUAUGAGAUCCAUCUGCUGAUGGAGAGAGAGUCCCGCAGCAGUGCAGCUAAGAGCGUCGGCUCCAGUCCGUCUCCUCUCACGCCGAGCCCAGAGAUGGGAGGAGAGUUCCCUCUGACCCCCUCGCCCUCCUCAGCGCUGUCUCCUCUCCCCAUGAUCUCCGCCGGACUCAACAAGCAGCUCCAGCUGCUGAUCACGGUGCUGCGCAGCAACCCUCCGCUGCUCCUGGACCUGCUGAAGAACCUGUGUGACGUCUUCAUCCCGCUGGACCGGCUGGGCCUGUACCCCACCGGCUCAGGCUUUGUGGGAGCCUGCGGCCUCACGUCCUCCGUCCUGUCCAUCCUCACUAUAGUUCACCCCUGGCUCAAACUCAAGCCCUGAGUCCCAGGGUGAGAACCCCUGUCCUGCGGCUGUCCUCUCCUGAGCUUGUGUAGAGAGUGGAACGGAGAAUUUUUGCUCCUCGUUCCAGUUUAAUUCACCUGAUCUGAUUAAAAACAGACAAAAGCUCUGUUUAACAGUAAUUUAAGUCUGUAAGCCAAUCUCUUAUUAUUUUGCAUUCUAGGCUCAUUUUGAGGUUAAAAUAUGUGCUUUCUGCAAAUGUAAUUGUGCGAGUCUGAUUGUUUAAUUCAUUGUUUUUUUGAAGUCUGAAAAUGUCCUAGUCUGGCCACAUUUUAAGAUUGUCCUCUCAUGUUACCCCAUAUAAUGCAGUAGUUUUCAGAAUGGGGGAGUUCAAGUGCUUUUGCAGUUCAGCACAGGGCUACUGGUAAACUUACUUUAUAAUCAUAAUUUUCUCCUGAUGGUGAAAAUGUCAGGGUUAAAUUUCACCCUAAAAUCAAUGGAAAAACUGAAAUGUACAACAAAUAUGAGACCUUUAUAAAUAAUUGUAUUUUAGUAAUUAUAAUAUAGCUUUACUAGAUUAAAAAUGUCAAAGCACACACACACACAAACACAAAUAUAUAAUGCUUUUUUUUCUCCAUAAGCUGUAUCUUAAACUAUAGCAUUUUAUUGAACAUAAAGCAUUUUUUUGUGUGUGUGUCAGACUUGCUAAUCAAACGUUAUUGUACUGUUUAGUUCUGAUUAAUGGUCAAUUGAUAUUUUUAAAUCUAAAUCUAUGUUUGAAGCCGUUUCUUGUUUCUCAGUUACUUGAGAUGUGGACUUCUGUAAUGUGUUACCAAAAUAAUUUCAAAACUAGUACUUUACUUUUUUUUGUUGUUGCCAUGAUUAAUAAAUGAUCAACCAAAAAGGUUUUGGGGAAACAAUUAAGUGAUAACGUUAUCAACUGAUAUUUGCUUAAUUGAUCUCAUAACUGAAUCAAAACUACAUCAUUAACAGUGCUAUAAUGCAGUUUUUUUAAUGGGUGUACACAUGAGCUAUAGAGUUUAAUGUAACAACUUAUUGAAAGUUAAUGCUAUGCAUCUCUGGGGUUACUGAAUGGUGACAUGAUGGAGCUGUGAAUCUAACUUAAUAAAUAAUGCCUUGGAUUUGAA
Molecule: messenger RNA, 2130 nt
Organism: Carassius gibelio (silver crucian carp)
Lineage: Eukaryota; Metazoa; Chordata; Actinopteri; Cypriniformes; Cyprinidae
Gene: pex11b
Product: peroxisomal biogenesis factor 11 beta
Exons: 4
Coding region: 227-1024 (265 amino acids)
Biological process (GO): regulation of peroxisome size; peroxisome fission
Cellular component (GO): peroxisomal membrane
Source: RefSeq, a predicted model, not a curated record